Molecule: messenger RNA, 579 nt
Organism: Penicillium vulpinum
Lineage: Eukaryota; Fungi; Ascomycota; Eurotiomycetes; Eurotiales; Aspergillaceae
Exons: 3
Coding region: 1-579 (192 amino acids)
Source: RefSeq, a predicted model, not a curated record
AUGCUGUUCAAGACCAUGUUCAUUCUCGCCUCGGUUGCCACUCUAGUCAACAGCCAAUUCGACCCGACAUCAGUUCCCAUCGCUACAAGAGAGGCCUGGUGUGGCUCCCAAACAUCUGCAUGUCCCCUCCUCUGCCUGCAAAUACCAGGGGCCUCGGGCACACCGAUAUCAAACACCUGCGAAGCCGAAACACUACUCUACUACUGUCUAUGCAGCAACAAUGUCACCCCCAAUGCCACCGAAUAUUCCCAGACAAUCCCCUACUACACCUGCACGGAAUCCAACAACCAAUGCGUCCUCAAAUGUAACGGUGAUUCCACCUGCCAGAAUAACUGCAGAGUCAACAACCCCUGUGGAGCCCAGGAUCCCAAGCGUGUCAAUGUCACUACUACUACUACCACCACCAAAUCUGCUACCCCUGCUGCAACCGAGACCCCUGUCAAUACCAAUAUCAAUGGCAAUGGAGCUACUGGCGCUACUGGCGCUGCUCCACGCAUGGCCUUGGUUGAUAUGAGCCAUGUCUAUGGGCUUUGUGUUUUGGUCGGUGGGUUUGUUGCCGGCUUUGCUACUCUCUUGUAG